GGUGAGAAGAGGAAUUAAACGGCAACUUGCGCUUCGUCAAUGUCGCCAAAGCGGCGCCGGUGAAGCGUCGUCGAGGGUUAAAAAUAUACCGGUUUAGCCUUCUACUCUGAAUUCCAGCUCUUUUCGAAAACUGUUUUGUCGAAAGUGUUCCGACACGUUGAGGUGGCUCCGAGCUUUUUGGCCGGCGCGAGUGUACAAGUUUCGCGGAGUCUGUUGCAGCGAAUCGCGCAGCGUAAACGUUGAAAGGACGAAAAGGACGAAAAGCAAAGGCAGAGAGAGUCUUCAAUUUUGUCAUUCUCUCUCUCUCUCUUUCUCUCUCCUUUUUUGUUUCUUUGUCGUUGAGAGGAGGGGAAAGGGGAAAGGAGUGUGAAAUCGAAGUGAAAGACUGGGGUGACUGACUGGCUGGUGGUGUAUGUACACUUGGAGAGAGGAAGGGUGAAAAAAAGAAAAUAAAGAAAAGGGAGGAGAAUUUCGCGAGGAAGGCGGCCAACGUGUGUGACAUAGAGGGUGCGGAGAAAUGCAGUGGCGCCGGCAACGGAGGGUUAUCCACGUGAUCGGCUCCUCGAAUCACGUUCUACUUUUAGCGAGGUACCAAGACGCUCCACCCGGCGAAGAGGACGAAGAAGAAGGAUUGCGAAACGGGUUCGUGAAGGGGCAGGAGAAUGACACGAGCACGCACAGCUUUAACCGGAACGGGCAGACUGGCGGUUACAAGCCGCGUAGGACCGGAAGUAGCGAUGGCGGCGCAUACGCUGGUGGCGCGGCGCGUCACAAGGACGAGUCGUCCGGCUCGCCGUCCCAACCGAAGAUCAUUUUCAACGAGGACGAGUACACGAGGAUCACGACGCCCAGGCAGGACAUGCUGUUCAAAAAGGGCUACCUGUCGAAGAAGAAGCCGUGGGCCGGGAACACCAACACCAGCGCGACGUCUUCGACCACCGAGAGCCAAUCGGCGUCGCAUUCCACCGCAGGUAGAGAUGGCAGUGAGACGACCGAGGAUCAACAACUGCUGGACAGGGACUGCGGUACCGGCGAGUAUCCGCCAAUGAUGGACUCCAACGCACAGUUAGGAUAUGGGACGUUUUACGACCACGUGGGUGGUUACUAUUACGACUAUCCUGUGAUGUUGGUCGGUCCUGCGCCGAUGCCAGCGCAGAUUGCACCGAGCGUUUUGGCGGCCGUGCCUUGCGCACCUGUUCCUCUUAGGCCGAUAGAGUGGAUUAAUCCGACUUUCGUACCCAAAAUGCCUGGCCAACCGUACUGCAUGAUGAACUACGAGAGCAACCAAAGCAUAGAGGAGAACACGGUGAUAGAGGAGCAAGAAGACACGGUUCUACCAACGGAGACUUCCAACGGAAUUUGCAACGAGAGCGGAACGGGAAGCACAAGUUGCAGCGGUAGCGUAGCCGAAGAGACGGAGGAGCAACCGAUAGAAUUUACCAACGCGAAGGACGAACAGCAGGCCGAUGAACAAAUGGAGGAGCAAAUAGAGGAGCAAUACGGGGAUGAACAACAAACGGAGGAACAGCCUUUGGAGAACGGGAUGAACGGUGGUCCCUACUUCGAACCGAUGCUGAUGCAGCAACCGGUACACGUUUCUCACGUGAUACCAGCGGUUCCUCAGCCUUACAUGUACCCUGGCCACUACAUGUUUGGUCCUCCAUUAAUCAACGUGAAUGGUGUUACGAUACAGGGCGGGCCCAUGAUCAGAACCACAGACGUUGCAGCCAUGUCGGCGGCCUAUGCCAAGCGAAGAAAGAAAAAAAAGAGAAGGAAGCAGAGAAGACUUGCUACGGGUAAUACGGAGGACGAGGAGGAAGGAGAAUACAGCUCCGAGUGUGAUACCGGUCUACCGUCUUCCCGACUGUCUUGGACAGCGUGUUCAACUUCGACCACAACCACGACCACGACAACGAUCAGCAAUCGGCCGCUGAACCCCGAGUGUCAGGAGUUCCAGCUGCGACAAGUCGUUAAAUCUCAUACCUCUCUAUCCGCUAUUCCAACCUCCACCAACAGCACGCUUACGUCCGAAACGAGCUCGGCGACCAUCGACAACGAGGCCAACGAGGUAUGCAACGGUGUCGUGUCCGACGACUGGAAGAACCAAGACGACGAACUGACUGAUAACAGCAAGUCUGAUCAACAAUUAGAACCGACGUCGACCUUAAUAGAGAACAGUCAAUCGAGAUCGCUGGAGGUGACCAGCAAUUCGGAUAACGAAUCGAAUAGACUGAUAAACUGCCUCCCCGAGGACAAGGAGACAGCUCUUUCGACGAACGAGGUCGCGAGCCAGGCGACCGAGGUCGAGAAACUGCCAAGCAUUACCUACAAAGCAGCGAAUAACGAUUCAUCGAGUGCCAACGAGCUACACGAACGACCGAACAACGAGAAGAUGAACGAAGAAAUCUUGGUCAACAGAAAGGUGGAUCGAUCCGAUUCGAGCAACAAGGACGCGUCGUCGUCGUCAACGACGCCGCCGAGGCCAUCGUCUCCGGUGUCCAACGACGAAACGACGAGGUCCAGAUCGAUCACGCCGAAGAACGUGGAGAACGUAGCGAUUCGCGAGGACCAGAAUCACGAGUCUUUAUCGAACAGUAAGUCAUCGUCGUCGACGAGUCUGUCGAAAAGGAAGUACACCGCGAAAGGCACGAAGUUCGUGAGGGAACCGACACCCGGUCCGGAUCUGAACAGUUCGACGGAGCCAGAGAGUGAAACGAAUGUACAUGAUCUGACUCAGGGUUUGGAGAAGAUCGAUCUGUCGAACGACGAUACGAAGACGAUAGACUCGAAGUUUGUCGAUGUUUGUGACGAUAAAGUGAUAAAGGAUGAUCAGGUAUCGAGUAAAUUCGGAAUGAAGGCAGCAAUGUGCAGUCGCGUGAGUAAAGAGGUGAUCGAGGCGACGAACGAAGAUUCUGGGUUUGAAAGUCAGACGCAGCUGUCUGAUUAUCCGAUCACGGAAGCGGUGACGGAGUGGCUACGGAGGGAGAAGUCGCCAGAUUUGUUCAUCACGUCGGCCAUCUCGAUGGAUUGCGAGGAGGACGAGGACGAUAUGGACGAAGAGCCGCCAAAAAACUUGCAAGGCAACCCCAUGCCUGCACUAUCUGUUAAUAGCGGUGCGGACAAUGCGACAUUGUCGCGCGCGGCUAACUGCGGGGAAUUCGCAGGGAUCAGCAACAUCAAGGGUGGACAAGAACAACAACAACAACAACAACAACAACAGCUGGAUGGUAGUAGCAACAACAGUGGUGCUUCAAGAAGAAAGAAAGACGCGAAGAAAAGGUCGGAGGAACGGAGACGAGUAGCCAGGCACGUGGUGGAUGACAGGGUGGACCACGAGGUGGUGUCCUCGUCAGAUUCUUGCGGCCAACAGGAGAUCUUGGUGAACAUCGCGAGGAGGAAGAAUCUGGCUAAGCAACAGCAGCAAGAUGUUGUUGGUGACAUUUGCGAAUUUACUGAAAAGGAUAGCAUUGCGGGUAUGAGGGUUGCUUUAAGCUCUCGGAUGGACUCGAAGAGAGUCAAUGCAAGGCGAACGAAAAGACAAGGGAAAUCGCAUUCGCGGAAUCCCUCGAAUAAUAUCGACGCGAGGAUUCGACGUAUAGAGGACGUGGAUGACGAGAAUGACGAAGGGAUUGUCGAGGACACGAUGAACGUGAAAACGUUCGAGAAAGGCGAGAUCGUGGUCUCGGAGGAUGGAAAGUUGUUAACGUCUUCCACGUACGAGCCGAGUCUGCGAAAUUGUCACGACGCUCCAACGGCGAUCAAAGCCCUUAACAAGAAUGAAAUGACCAAACAACAGUCGAUGGAGAGGAAGAUGGAGGAAGAACGGAAGAGGAGCAGCAGCAUCGAGGAUGAAGAAAGUGGUAGCGGGAUAGGUUCCUUGGACAGCAUAGAAGAGCCUGACGUGUUAGAAUGCUGGGAAGCUGAAAUCAUCGAGCCUCUGGUUACUCCAAAGAGGAUGUUGCAAAGUGAGGGAAUACUAUGCGACGGAGAGGCUGCGGAGGACGAUACCAUCGAAGUCGAACAGGUUAACGUCGACUACGUGCAGAAAUACUAUCGAUUGGCACGCGAGAGCGCUACUAGUAUCGAGGAGAUCAGCUUAAAGACAGAUCCACCAACGUCGUCGAAAUCAGUGCCAAAUAUGUCUGAACAGAAGGAUGAGAUUCCACCGCAGAGGAAGGAGCUCGCUGGAGACAAAAGUAGCGUCCCAAUCGACGAAGCUUUCGAAGUGUACGAAAGCUGUUACACCGGGAACUCUCCGUUUCUAGCGAUCGAUUCGAAAGUUUUCAAAUCACGAACGUUGUACGGCCAGGAAGGCGAGACCCCAAUACCAUGCAAGGCGGUUUGUUGCCAGAUUCAAUGAUUUUGCGAGUAUUUUUAUCGAAAGCCUCGUUAUAAGCGUACACCUCCACAGGGACGUUUUUAAAGUACUGAUGUCAAGGCCGUCCUUUUCUAAAUAUCAUAAGCCUCUGACGUUGUACUAUUUACUGAUUUAUAUAUAUAUAAACACAUAUAUCUAUCUGUCUCUCUCUAUAUAUAUAUAUGUGUAUGUAUAUCACGUACUCGUUCUGAUGGAAAACGCGUGUAUCCAUCUAUUUAUCAUUAUGUUUUUCAUUAUUAUUAUUAUUGUUGUUGUUGUUAUUGUUGUUGUUAUUAUUAUUAUUAUUAUUAUUAUUAUUAUUAUGCGUUCUGUAAUUGCAUCGAGCGAACUAUCGAAAGACAAGAGAAACGAAAAGAAACAACCCUGUGGAUCGACAUUCGGAAGUUCAUUCGAAAGUUGGAGGCAUGCUCAAAGGCAGCUGAUAAUGUAAUAAAAGCCUAUCGCUAAUCAUUUUUGUAAAUAGCUUUUAAGAAGUCGCUCUCGCAAAUCGUGUUUCACAGAUAAGUUUCGUUGAGAUGUUAUAUCCAUGAGAGAGCAUAUAUUACUUAUACAUAUAAUAUUUUCGACCUUAUUGUCAAUAUGUAAUUUGGUGCACAUAUUCCUUUUUUUUUUCUUUUUGUUUCUUUUUCAUAUUCAUUCAUCUUCUUUUUCUUUCGUUCUUUAAAAUGUACCAAUGAAAAAAGUUCGUUAUAUAUGGUAUAUCGUUUAAAAUGAAUCGAGCUUAUUAAGAUUCAAAUAAUCGGUUUUCUGAAUUGUAUAAAUACCAUGAAUUGUGAAGUCUGAGCUCUAUGAAAUAGAGUAAAACAACAAAAACAAAAAAAAA
Frieseomelitta varia is the source of this 5201-nucleotide messenger RNA. RefSeq lists its product as uncharacterized. The record is from RefSeq and is a predicted model, not a curated record. The coding region runs from base 518 to 4360 and encodes 1280 amino acids. The transcript is spliced from 6 exons. Lineage: Eukaryota; Metazoa; Arthropoda; Insecta; Hymenoptera; Apidae.